Molecule: messenger RNA, 1602 nt
Organism: Triticum dicoccoides
Lineage: Eukaryota; Viridiplantae; Streptophyta; Magnoliopsida; Poales; Poaceae
Product: transcription termination factor MTERF15, mitochondrial-like
Exons: 1
Coding region: 64-1227 (387 amino acids)
Biological process (GO): regulation of DNA-templated transcription
Molecular function (GO): double-stranded DNA binding
Source: RefSeq, a predicted model, not a curated record
CGGAGACAUCCGACGCCACUCGAAUUCCCCACCGCCCGCCGCCGCCGUCGCCGUCGCGGCGCCAUGCUCCACCUUCGGAAGCGCGUCCUCUCCCAUCUCCUCUCCGCCGCGCCAGCGCCUUCCACAUCCCGACUCCUCUCUCUCCACCGCCUCCUCUCCGCGGCCGCGCCCGCCGUUUCCCCCAACCCUAGCUUCGCCGUCGAGGAGUACCUCGUCGGCGCCUGCGGCCUCACCCGUGCCCAGGCACUCAAGGCCUCCGCCAAGCUCUCCCACCUCAAGUCCCCCGCCAACCCCGACGCCGUCCUCGCCUUCCUCGCCGGCCUCGGCCUCUCCGGCGCCGACGUCGCGGCCGUCGUCGCCAAGGACCCGCGGUUCCUCUGCGCCAAAGUGGAGAGAACUCUGUCCCCCGUCGUCGUCGGGCUCACCGGCCUCGGUCUAUCCCCUUGUGAUAUCGCGCGCCUCGUCUUGCUCGUCCCCGACAACUUCCGCCAGAGAUGCGUCGUCUCCAAGCUAGAGUACUACCUGCCACUCUUCGGCUCCUUCGAAAACAUGAUCCGGCCGCUCAAACAUGGCUCCUCCAUCCUCGACUCUGACCUCGAGAGGGUGGUCAAGCCCAAUGUCAGUCUCCUAGCAGAGUGCGGAAUAGGUGCUUGUGAUAUUGCCAAGCUCUUCGUAUGUUCGCCGUGGAUACUGUGUGCCAAACCAGGGCGUGUCCUGGAGAUGGUUGCGUGUGCUGAAGGUAUAGGUGUGCCCUGUGGCUCUGGAAUGUUCAGGCAAGCGCUGCAGGCCGUCUCAUACUUGAGCGAGGACAAGCUCGCUGCCAAAGUGGACUACUUGAAGAAGACAUUUAGGUGGUCAGAUACGGAGGUCCGCACUGCUGUGUCCAAGUGGCCGGUUGUGCUAAGGUGCUCAAAGGACACGCUGCAGCGCAAGUCCGAGUUCCUCAUCUCUAAGGUGGGCUUGGAACCGGCGCGCAUUGCUCACUGGCCGGUUAUCCUCGGUCUUAACCUGGAGGGCCGGCUCAGGCCCCGGUACCAUGUUAUGAGGUUUCUUAAGGAAAAUGGAUUGCUCAAGCGUGACCCAAGCGACUGUACAAUUGUUAAAUUGACUGAGAAAGAGUUCUUGGAGAAGUUCAUAUGCCCUCACAAGGACGCUGCACCAUACCUUGCUGAAGACUAUGCAACCGCUUGCAGAGGGGAAGUGCCUGCGAGAUUCAUAUUUGCAUGAACCAAGAAGCAGGAAAAUGGAUUGCUAGAGCGCGAGGGGAACUACUAUUCAGCAGCCUUAGUUACUGGGAAGAUUUUCAUGGAAAAGUUCGUAUGUCCAUACAAGGAAGCUGCCCCCACCUUCCCAAAGACUGCUGCCACUUGUAGGGGAAGUGCCUUCUAAUUUCAGACUUACAUCACCAAUAACGGGCUAUGAGAAUUGGUAACUGCGUAUGUCUACGUGUAGUGAGCUGGUAAUUUUUGUCUCAGUGUUCUUUGCCUAACUAGAUGUUGGUUAUCUGCUAUAGCAUAUCUGGUACUGUACAUGUUAAUUCAGUGUCGCCAGUCCUGGUUGAAACUAAUAAUUUGAUUUUAGAGUACUUGUACGUCCACUAUA